Scomber japonicus (chub mackerel) is the source of this 624-nucleotide messenger RNA. It is a transcript of the gene cabcoco1, whose product is annotated as ciliary associated calcium binding coiled-coil 1. Bases 1 to 624 code for a protein of 207 amino acids. The record is from RefSeq and is a predicted model, not a curated record. The transcript has 6 exons. Lineage: Eukaryota; Metazoa; Chordata; Actinopteri; Scombriformes; Scombridae.
AUGUCCGGAGGAGCGACGCGUCGUGACAAGAAAGAGCAACGGAAAGUAAAAGAUGAUAAGAUACAGAAAGAGGAAGUUGUCAUCCUGCAGUGGGAAGCUGUGUCACUGCCUCACAUCCAAGACCUGCUGGAGGGAAGUGAUCAUCUACUUCACUCGGAAUUAAAGGAGAUCUUAAGCUUCAGUAACCAUCAGACCUGCAUGAAGGAAGCUGCCCUGCUGGAUUACUAUAUUAGUGGUUUCUGGUGGGCAAAAGAGGUCCAAUUCACCCCUGCACAGACUUCCUUCACCAUGGCUGUACUGCACAUGCUGCUGGAUAACAUGCAAGAGAAACAGAUGAGUUUGGUGGAUAACCUGAUGGAGUUUGCUAAGGUCUUAGCUGCUGCCUGUCAGAGCUCAUCAUCAGAGGAAGGCUCCGCUCCACUGCUCGACAGAGAAGAAGCCACAGCGCUCAUAAGUUACACCAGAGACAGUCUCUUUCAGAAAUACAGACUCUAUGAGCUUCUUUUCACCACACCCAGAGAGGAGUUACUGACAGGCAUAGAGAGGACGAUUGAGGUGUUCACAUGUGAGGAUGCUCUGACUCCAUUGGAGGAAGGUAUCCCUACUACUGUAUAUUUCCAGUGA